AGUGUCGGCAUCGAGUCAGUAACAAGGUCGGAAACCGAGAGAUGGCGAACGGUUUCUCCGUGACUAACCCAGCUCUGCUUCUCCUCAGCUUCCUUCGUGCCACCGUCAUCGAAGCUCAGAAAUGCGGCGAAGGUCCAGAACAGAACAGCUGUCACCUGCACUGGUCAAGCCUGUGGUAUGUGUGGUUGAUUUUGCUGACAGUCUUCCUGUUGCUGAUAUGUGGAGUUAUGAUCAGUUGCAUAAAGUGCUGUAAGAGGUCCAAGCUCCAAAACCCCUCCUUUGCCAAUAGAUCUUGUGAAGUAACAGUGAUCGCCAUUGACAAUGACCAUACUAUAUCACAAAACAGUUUGCUACAGUAUAUAUCCGCUGGCCGGAACCAUGUUCAGGACACUGCUCAGUGCAUGUUGCCUCCUCCACCAUAUAGCCUGUGUGCCAUUGACAACCCCCCAACCUAUGAGAUGGCCCUGAAAAUGGAAAAUCCUUCUGAGAUCCCUGAACCAAAGAGUGGACUGGAAAAUCUAAAUGGAAAUGGAGCUCCAAUCCCAGAGAGAAAUGAAGGUGCAGGUUCUGUAGUGCUAACCUAUUCAGUAUUGUCACAGCAAUGAGAACUCUUGAAUCAAUGGUUGUUGAAGUACCUCUGUCACUUCUUUGACUGGUGCUUGGCUGAGACCAAGGGCCACCCAGAGUGCUAAUUGUGAAAAUGCUUUUAGGAAGUGACCUAUUUACAGCAAAUUACUGUGAAGUGAAUCUCUAUUUCUGAGUCAUGACAUAUGAGCUGUUGUCCAUCAUCCUUGAUAAGGAAAAGCAUGAAGAUCCUGCAGUUGAGAAAAUCAGCCAGAGAUAUUUUGCACACAUUCUGGGUGAACUUUGGGUUCCAGAUUUUUGAAGAAUUCUGUUCCUGCCAGCACUUUUUCAGCUGAUGUUCUCAAAGCCUAAAAUGGGUUCUUACAAUUAAAUCACAAGAGAUCAUGCAGAUGUUGGAAAUCCAGAGGAACACACAGUCAAAAUGCUAGAGGGACUCGGGUCAGGCAACAUCUAUGAACAGUCAAUGUUUUGGAUCUGAUGAAGGGUCUUGGCCUGAAAUGUCAACUGUUUAUUCAUUUCCAUAGAUGCUGCUGGACUGGUUGAGUUCUCCAGCAUUUUGUGUGUGAUCUUACAAUUAAAGAAAACUUGGCUUUCAGACCUACUCUGGACAUCAGUUGUAUGCUGGGAAUCUUCAAGAAUAUCAAAUCACUUUUUAUUCAGGCUUUUCUGUUCCUACAUGGAGUUUGACCCAAAAUAAGUACCAUUCUAACUUGUGUUAACAUUGUCCAUGCUGGGUAAUGAUGUUGGUUUGUUCAGUUAUGGUCUUGCCUUGGCAAAGCUAAAAUAAAUUUAAAAGCACUUUUAUUUUAGGCUGACGACUCAAUUAUAUAGGGAUUGCUGCUAGUUACAGAUAAGUGAAGUAAUUUGAAAUUAUUUUUUGAGUCAAGAAGUUCACCUUAAGCAUUUCACCUAUCACCCUUAACCCUUGACCUCUAGUUGUCUCACCCAACCUGAAAAGGAAAAAGCCUACUUGCAUUUACCCUAUCUAUAGCCCUCAUAAUUUUGUAUACCUCUAUCAAAUCUCCCCUCAUUCUGCUGUACUCUAACACAACAUAACUCUCCUGGAAACUGUGGAACAGACAUUUUGUUUACACAAAGAAAAAGUGUUUAAAAGAAAAUGUCUUAAUGAAUGUGAAUAGUUAAACUAUUUUUUGUAAAAGUUUUAUAAUGUUCUUAGAAAAUUUGUUCCAUUUUCAUUUAUUUUUUAACAUA
Molecule: messenger RNA, 1797 nt
Organism: Hypanus sabinus (Atlantic stingray)
Lineage: Eukaryota; Metazoa; Chordata; Chondrichthyes; Myliobatiformes; Dasyatidae
Product: transmembrane protein 52-like
Exons: 5
Coding region: 42-605 (187 amino acids)
Source: RefSeq, a predicted model, not a curated record